AUGGCGGCAACCCUCGACGAUGAAGACCUCUCCAUAUCCCUCCCGUCCUAUGAAACCGAGCACCGUUCCCCUUCCCGCAAUACCCGAGUCCAUUCCGCCAUCCCGCCAUCCUCCUCCCGGUCCCGACCCACCUACACUGAUCAAUCCCCCGGCACCGCCAGGGACAUGCAGCGCCUGGACCAGUACACUUCCGUGAAGAUACUAGGCGAGGGGUCGUUUGGCAAAGUCAAGCUGGCUGUCCACCAGGCAAGCGGGAGGCAGGUGGCGUUGAAGAUUAUACCGAGACGGAAGCUAUUGUCGCGGGAUAUGGUUGGGCGGGUUGAUCGGGAAAUACAGUAUUUGCAGCUCUUGCGGCAUCCACAUAUUAUAAAGCUAUAUACUGUGAUAGCCACAAAAAUCGAUAUUGUGAUGGUGCUCGAAUAUGCAGAGCGGGAACUAUUUGACUACCUAGUGAAACGUGGGCGGUGCAAUGACGAGGAGGCACGCAAGUUCUUCCAACAAAUAAUCUGCGCUGUCGAAUACUGCCAUCGGCACAAGAUCGUGCAUCGGGACCUAAAGCCGGAGAACCUGCUCAUCGACAAAGACAAGAAUGUCAAAAUUGCCGAUUUCGGGCUGAGCAAUAUCAUGACGGACGGAAACUUUUUGAAGACGAGCUGCGGGAGUCCAAACUACGCUGCUCCCGAAGUUAUAUCAGGCAAACUGUAUGCGGGGCCGGAGGUGGAUGUCUGGAGCUGUGGUGUUAUUCUCUAUGUGUUGCUCGUGGGCAAGCUCCCGUUUGACGACGACUACAUUCCCGCGCUGUUCAAGAAAAUUGCUGCAGGAAAUUUCCACAUGCCUUCUUACAUCUCGACUGGUGCUGCACGGUUGAUACGUGCCAUGUUACAAGUGCAUCCGGUCCAAAGAAUUACCAUUCCAGAAAUCCGUCAAGAUCCCUGGUUUCUCAAGAACCUCCCCAGAUAUCUUCAACCCCCCGCGGAGGAGUGGGUUGGCACAGGAGCAAAUCCCAACAGCACUUUCGACCCCCGCAGGAUAGCGCCAGGACGAACCAUUGCUGUGCAGGAGAAAAUCCAGCAGAUUGCGAUUAGCAAGCUUCAGAAGAGAAUGGGUGUUGACAGAGAGGACAUAUACGAUGCGUUGAAAAAGCCGGAGCCCAGUGUAAUCAAGGACGCUUUCUUCAUCGUGGUGGAAAAUGAGAUGAUGCAAACAAAUUCUCCUACCGACUCUGAAGAAUUAUCCACGGGCUCCCCCGUUGCUACAGAUACAGCGCCUACUCCUGGUGGUACAUCAACCCGCAGAGCCAAAAGCACACCUGCCACACCUCUUGCUCUCCAUCGAUCCCAAGCAUCUUCCUCGACGGUUGACGCAUCAACACCUACACCAGCAUUCACUAUGAAUGAGGUCGAAGAGGAGCGUGUGAGCCAUGUACGAAUCCUACCGACAAGCCUACCAUACGUCCACGAUCAAAUAAUGGCCCAACGCGAGAGGGAGCGACAUUCCCGCGACAGCGGAGAGUCCAUGGAGGAUUCGCGAGGGCGACCCCAGUUUCAAGACAACAGCACUGAGUGCGACCCUGACAACCACAAGGAGAGAUCACCAGAAGAGCAAGCUGCAACGGUACGAGCUCUCAAGCCUCAUGCGCGCAGCAUUGUUGAUCUGGAGAAGCUCAGUUUGGAGCCACCGGAAAGUCUGGAGAAAAUACCUUCGCAACCGAAGAGAUCGCGCAAGUGGCAGUUUGGCAUUCGAUCGCGGAACCAGCCGUAUGAAGCUAUGCUUUGUCUAUACAAGGCUAUCAAAGGGCAGGGUGGGGUUUGGGAAAUCCAGCCCGCCGAAGCAGACGGCGACCACGACCACGACCACGACCACGACCACGACCACGACCACGACCACGACCACAACCACAACCACGAUCACGAUCACGAUCACGAUCACGACCACGACCAAGGCCAAGAGAAGGCCCCCGAAAUGUCCUCAGACAUCCCAAAACCCUUGCAAAAAAAGUACCCCAAUCUCCCAGCAGACUACUACAUCCCGAAAGACCUCUGGUUCAUCCGCGCCCGCCUGCUGAAAGAAGGCGUCCUCAGCCCCGGCCUCUCAAGCAGCGCCCAUUUCAGCAGCAGCGAUCUAGAAGAGUAUAACCGACGGAUAAACGCAAUGAUAAACCCAGAAGAGAAAGCCGCCGCCAUGGGCCGCAGCAACUCAUCAGUCGACAACACAAGCACGACGACGGGCCCCGCAUCCACAGCAAACUCCACAGCGGAAGCCGCGGGGUCCUCCUCCUCCUCCUCGUCGUCGUCGUCAGUAGCACCGGCAGGUUCAGACCCCAACCCGCUGGCCUACGGUGUCUGGGUGUUCAUCGAUAUACAGCUAUAUCAGCUCGAGGCGAACAAUUUCAUGGUCGAUUUUAAGUGCGAUGGGUACCAGAAUGUGAUACGUGUUGAGAAUGAGGAUGGUGGUGCUGCUGGUGGUGCUGCUGGUGGUGGUGGUGGUGGUGAGUGGAAGCCUACCAGCAAGCGGAUUCGGAAUCGGGAGAAGGAGGUUACGAGUCCCUAUCCGUUCCUGGAUGUUGCGUCGGACCUUGUUGCACAGUUGGCUGUUGCGAGUUGA
Molecule: messenger RNA, 2604 nt
Organism: Paracoccidioides brasiliensis Pb18
Product: CAMK/CAMKL/AMPK protein kinase
Exons: 4
Coding region: 1-2604 (867 amino acids)
Biological process (GO): protein phosphorylation; intracellular signal transduction
Cellular component (GO): cytoplasm
Molecular function (GO): protein serine/threonine kinase activity; ATP binding
Source: RefSeq, a predicted model, not a curated record